UGUAACACGAAACUCAAGUGAGCACGAGGGUUGCCAAAAGACACAUCAACCAUUUCCCUUUCCCGCCGAGUCACGCACUACAUCACUCCCAAACUGAAAUUCUGUUAAUCCUUCCUUCAAAUUCAUCUCCUCCAUCUCAACACAGCACAACCAAACCAAAUAAUCAAUCUAUGAUAUCACUGUCACACUGUCCAUGCCCUUGAAAAGCUUUAUCCGGCGGAGACUAUUGUCUCUGCUCCAGCCAUGGCUCCGAGAAGAGCCUCACCUCGAUCUCCAAUUAGGGUUCCUCCACUCUCUCGCCGUUCUCACCAACCUCAGCUUCGACGUUUCCUCUCUAAACCGCCUCUUCGACGCUCCCGCGUUCGUGUUCUUUAAGGACCUCACCGUCGAUCGCAUCACCUUUAGAUUCUCCACCUGGUUCCCUCCGGCCUUCACGAUCGAACUUCACGGCGUGCGCAUCGUGCAAUCGUUCGAGAAGCCGGAAGCUGAGGAUUGCGUGGCGCGGUUGCGAAAUUCGAAGUAUGAUCAUUCGGAUUAUCUGAGAAAAAAACUCUCGGCUCUUGAUCCUGAGGGCUGUUCAUUGCAUCACAUUUUGGAGAGAAUCUUAUUUGCUGUAUCUGAGAAAAAAAAUUUAACAAUAUCUUUUUGGAAUAUUAUUUUGAAAAACUGUCAUCUAGUGGCACAUCGCAUUCACGUGGAGGUUCAAUUGCCAAUCUUAAAUGAUGAGUUUAUGUGUUUUGGGGAAAUACGUGAGUUUAGUGCAAGACCUAAAUGUGUGGAUAAAAAAUGCCUACUUAGAGGUUUUCUCCGUACAAUUUUUAUUCCAGUGAAAGAGAACACUGUUAUAUUAAAAGGUGAUGGAUUCAGGGUCAGAUUAAUUGGAAAAAAUUCCACAGACCAUGCUUUGGUUUCUUCUGAUGUACAAAUUUAUAUUACAUUCAGAGAUCUUAAGUUGGUAAAUUGCACUCUCUGUAUUCCAGAACUGGCUUUUUCAUUAUCUCCAGAUGGCAUUUCUGCAUGUAUACUUUUUCACAAAUUGCUAUCUAAUAAGUACAAUCAAUCUAGAAGUGCUGGAGAAUUGUGGAGAAUAGCUGCCAGCAGAAUUGGCCAUGUGAUUGUAACUCCUAGGUUGUCAUUAUAUAGAUUAGUUGGAGUUAUAUGUCAAUGGAUACAUUACGUCAAUGCUUAUGAGAAUAUCUUGCUGUUAUUUGGAUAUUCUUCUAGCUGCACAUGGAAAAACUUCAUUUCUAAAAUGUCUCGUAAUAAACCGAUUUUAAGUUCUGCUAGAUGUCAUUGGGAGUUGAUCUCUGACAUUGAGAAAAAGUUGCCUGUUGAAGGCAUAUCACUGGCAAGGAGAAUAGCCCGUCACAGAGCAGCAUUGAAGUUUUCAAUUAGUUGUCAUGAGGAAUUCGCUACUACAAAUAAAUUUUUUCGUCCUUUUCUUUUUAUUCUGGGAUUUAUGUGGAAAGUGAUCUCCGUGACUGUCCAUUGUCUAGCAAAUAUAUUUUCUGGGAAAAGAAUAGUGCAGGAUUCAGAUAUUGAUAGAUGUUGUUUAGAUUCAUUGGAAAGUCUUAUUGAAAACCCCUGUCAAAUUUCUUGUCUUACUCUCAACUUUGGGAAAAUCAUAAUGACAGUUUCCACAAUCAACAGUAUUCAUCCAUCUGUAUAUGAAAAGCUGCAGUCAUCUGCUGGGAUUGUCUGCUCAAAUGUCCUUUCGAUUUGGUUUCGUUUUGAUGCUUUGUUAUUUGUAUCUAUAAAGGAUCUUUUUGAACAGAAAGUCUUUGUAUCAUGUGGGCAAAUGAAGGUUGAAUCUACACCUUUGACAAUGGCAGGAGAUGCAUGUGCAGUGAAUCAACUUAGUUCAGCUAAAGGUAAUGAAAUGGAAGGUGUGAAUCGUAUGGAAUCUAUUAUGUGGGUUGCACCUGCUGAAGUAUUUCUUUCAGAAAUUGAUGCUGGCCAAGCUGAAGAUGCUUGUGAUGCUUAUAUUGAAAGCUUCAUGGAAAAGUUGGGCAUGAGUUGGAAAAGAAUUUGCAGAAAAUUGAAUGAUAAUGAGAUUGAGUAUUCUGAAAACCCAUGCCUUCUCUCUAAGGUUGAGAUAUCUUCCACGUGCCCUAACCAUAAGAAUCCAAAUUUUGGAUUUUGUGAGUGUGGUUUAGUGCUAGGGAAAUUAAAUUUAGUUUUGAGUCAUUCUUCAGUAUCAUUGCUCUCUCUAGUUCUUGGUAAGAUCCAACAUGCUAUUUACUGGGAGGACAGCAGGGAAGUGUCCAUUGCUUCAGAUUUUAGGGACAAAGCUGAAAUUGCUUGGGUUGAAAAAUAUGACUAUUCCAAAGAAUUGAUUAUGAUCUUGCUUCAAAAGCUUCCAGAGAAACUCAUUCAUUUUGGAGUAUUUUUUGAGGGUCUUUCAGUUAAGUUUUCACACAGAAGGGAUGCCAAUCAAGAAAUUGAUGACAUUAUCAGUCAGGACAAUUUUGAUCUUACUUUUGAUUUCCGUGAGAUUAAAGUGGUUGUCAGUUCAUCUUCUUCAUUUGAUAUGACGCCAAUGACAGGUCAAUUGGGGCAUGGCAAUGCUAAAGCAGAGUGUGUUAAAUUGGAGCCGCGGGUGAUUGAAAUUCCAAAACCAAGUAAUGAUAAAUAUUCAUCCUCAGGAAAAGUUUCCAUACAUUCUUUCCUUCAUCUAAAUGGCACAAAUAUUUGUUUGGAGAAACAAGAAGAAAACCAUCCGAUUCAACUUUGUCUAUUGAAGCCAAUCACUAUCCAUAUAUUGUCCUUUAGGGAUUGCAUUUAUUCCUUGAGCACAACAAUGUCUGCCUUAUCAACUGCGUCUGACAUAACAGCUGAAGGAUUCACUCUGUUAACAUUUUUGGACGAGGUCUAUAUGAUCUAUAAGGCAGUGUCAGGUUUGUCUGCUGUGGUGUGUUAUCUGUUUACUAGUAGCUCCGGUGAUAUGGGUUUCGUGCAUCCUGAAAUUGUGAAACAAGAAUCUUUGUUUGCAGCACGUGAUAGAAGUGAGACAACAACGACAAGGGCUUUAUUGACAAAUAAUGUCUGCCCUUUUUUUAUUGAUGUGACUUGCAGAUUCAAGUCUAUUGAGAUUGUUCUUCAUAAUUCUAGGACAAGUGAUGGUUUAGAGAGUUUUGCCACUAUUUUUCAUUCCUUAACUGGCAACAAAAUGGCUGUGCAUAAGUUGCCUGACCGUGGAAUUUGGAUGACGGUUCAGAACACAACUGUUGUAAUAUCUUGCCAAGAAGGGAAAAUGGAUCUCCUGACUGAUUUAUCCGGAGUCCUUUCGUAUGUUUUUGAAUAUCAGAGUUCAAUUGGAACCAACAUAGAUCAUAUUGUACCUGAAAGUUUACUACUGCAGUCUAUUAAUUGCUUACAUGAAGUAUCUCUUUCUGGUUUCUCAUUUACUUUAAGCUUGGAUCUUGUUCAAAAUGCUCUGUCUUCAGGUAAUGCAGGAAAAACAUUUGGUAGUUCUAAUGGAAAUUCUUCUUACUUCGUACGUGAAACUAAUUUGACAGCCUUUGAAAGGUCAAGUAAUCUAUCUCCCCAAUCAAUUCUCAAAAUUAGGUCUCCAUCAAAUGCCAGUGUGCCAGCUUCAACAAAUCACUGGUUACUAAUAGAUGUUGCAGUAACUAGUAUCUUCAUAGGGAAAUGCUCACUGAAGAGUGAACUGAUUCAAGCACAUAAACUAAACAAGCUUUUGUCUUUGCUUUCCAUUGGUGGAGAAUUUCAUAUGAUAUCCUGGGAGAUUCAGGGUGGAUUCUUUUUUCUUGAAACAACAUCUUUGCCAAUGGCUAUUGAUAGCUAUUCUUCAUAUAUUUGUUGUAUUGGCAAUCUCACUUCUGAUGCAAAGCUACCUAAAAAAGGCACCAAGUGGGAACAAAAUGUCAGAGAGAACUAUACUUCAGAUGAUGUUAUUGAUCGUGGAGCUAAUAGCACUUCUCAACAAGCUGCAAGUAGAUUGCCAGAAGCAUGUGACUUUUCUUUGUCUCAGUUUGCUUUUGUUUUAGCACAUGAAAAUGAAUCUGGUUGUAUUCAAGAAAUUGUAGUAGAGGUUGACAUCCAUAUGAAUUUUGAAUUGGAAAUUUCUGAGAUGAAAUUAACAAUUGACCUUUCUCGUUUAUCAAUUCUGUCUCAAACUAUUCAGAGGAGAGUGGAAGAUGAAGCAGCAAUUCCACAUUUUUCUUCUGUCACGUCAAAAGAUUUGUCACCUCAGCAUGCUUCAGGAAAUCCUCUUUCAGGAUUUCAGAAUUUUGCUCAAUUGAACUCAAUUAGUGAUGCAAGUAGUUCAAAAAACACUCUUCCUAUUCAGGUUAUUAGUCAUCAGAACCAGAUUUUGAAAAACUUAAGAGCUUUCCUGACGCUGGAGAAGCCAGAUAAUGGUGUUAUGCUUUUGUCUCGGUGUUGGUUUGGCACUGGUUCCCUUUUUGGUUUUGAUAUUACACUUUCUAUAUCUGAAAUUCAGACAAUUAUGUCAAUAUCCUCCUCACUCUCUGAGGUAGCCAGUCAGAAUACAAUAAAAAAAUUGGAGAAAAAUGAUUGGUCUUCUAGCCAUGAAGUUGACAAUUGUUUGGAAGCAAUGAUUCCUGAUGGGGCAAUUGUUGCUAUCCAGGAUGUCAACCAACACAUGUAUUUUACAGUUGAGGGUGAGGAAAAAACUUUCAGAGUAGGUGGUGUCAUUCAUUAUUCUCUGGUAGGAGAAAGGGCUCUUUUCAGGGUCAAGCAUUGUCGUCAAAGGGGGUGGAAUUCUACAGUUUUGUGGUUUUCCUUUAUAUCAUUGUUUGCUAAGAAUGAUAUGGGUGUUCCGUUGAGAUUAAGUUUUCGACCAGGAUCAUGUUUUGUUGACAUCUGUUGUACUAAUGAUGGAGGAUGUGCACUAUGGAGAGCCAAUCCUGCUCAGGGCGAAAAUGAUGUAGGAUUCAUUGACUCAGAGGUUAACAAUCAAUCCUUCAAGAGGAAUUUCUACCUUGUGAACAAAAAGAACGACUCUGCUAUUGCUUUUGUAGAUGAUGCUUUAGAGUUUGUCAGGAAGCCUGGAAAUCCAAUCAAGUUCAAAAUUUUUAAUGAUAUUACUGCAGCUCGCAGUGCUUCGGAGAUGGCUAGCUAUCCUAGAAUGGCUACCGAAACUACACUAUACACAGAUGAAGAAAGUACUUCCUGGCAGGGUGGAAAACUUCCUUGUAUUGAUAUUAAAGUUGAAAAAGUUUCUUUGAAUAUCGUUCAUGAACUUUCAGAUACGGAGUAUCUCUUCCCUCUCAUUUGCUUGCUCCUGAACAGUACACAACUCAAUAUACAAACAUUAGCAAAGAAAUCCAGGGUCAUUAGCACAUCAAGUGCAGAAGCACAUUAUUUUGAUGUUGAAAGAAACUUAUGGGGAGAACUUCUCCAUCCUUGCGAAAUUUGCCUUUUUUACCGAUCUAACAUGGAAGCUCAGCUUUCAGAAAAUAGAUCUCUUGCUGUGCCUGUUAAUUACUUCUGCAGAAUGAAAGAGCUGGACGUUUUCUUGAAUGAGAAUUCAUUGGACGUGCUUCUCUUUUUGAUUGGGAAAUUGAAUCUAUCUGGUCCUUACUCACUCCGAAACUCCAUCAUUCAAACUAACUGCUGCAAGGUUCUAGCUAUGGUGGAAAAUCAAACAGGCUUAAAUCUACAUGUUCACUUUGACCAGCAAAGUAUAAUAAUACCCAGAAAGCAAUCUGCGUCCAUUCUAUUAAGGGGGAUCUUUAAUUUGAAAAAUCAAGAUUCAGAAGCAGCUUCUAUUUCUAUCCAACUAACUGAUCUUGGUCCAUUUGCAACUUCUUCUAAUAAUGUCUUACUUUCACGAACACAGACUCUUGCUUGGAGAACUCGGAUAAUGUCUACAGAAGGUUCAACGACUUUCCCUGGGCCAAUAUUUGUGGUUAACAUUACUAGAAAUUCAGAGGUCGGCCUGUUGGUUGUGGUUUCACCUUUGAUCAGAAUACAUAAUGGAACUGGAUUUUCAAUGGAACUUCAAUUCCAGCGGCUUGAGCCAAAGGAAGAUGAGUUUGCAUCUCUGUUGUUAAGACCAGGGGAUUCUAUUGAUGAUUCUAUGGCUAUGUUUGAUGCCAUAAAAUUCUCUGGGGGUGUAAAGAGGGCUUUAAUUUCUCUGAGUGUUGGUAACUUCUUAUUUUCAUUUAGACCCAAAAUAGCAGAGGAACUGAUUAAUUCUGAAAGUUCUCUUUCUUUGGAAUGGUCGGAUUAUAUUAAAGGUGGAAAAGCUGUUCGUCUAUCAGGAAUAUUUAAUAAAUUGAACUACAGAAUUCGCAAGGCAUUAUUUGAAAAAUCAGUCAAGUGUUCCUUUAGCACAUCAUGUUGCACCCUUAAGUCUGGGGGGAAGAGUAUUGCGAAUAUGCAUUUUCUCAUUCAAACAAUUGCUACGGAAAUCCCUAUUGUACCCGAAAAGUCUGCUGUUGUGUUGAAAAAUGAUAAUCCAACAGUUUCAUUGCUAGAAAAGAAAGAAAUCUGUCUUCUUCCUACUGUACGGAUGACUAAUUUAUUGCAUUCUGAGAUAGAUGUCAUUCUUAGUGAAACAGAUCAGUCAAAUCUGGUUGGAUAUGACAAAAUUGGGAAGCAGGCAGUUAUAUCAUGUGGUUCAACAGUUGACUUUUAUGCCAAUCCAGAAGUUAUAUACUUCACUGUGUCUCUACCUUCUUCCAAUUCAAGUUCCAAGCCAGUAAAUAGUGGAGACUGUAUGAAGAAGUUUCUGAAGCAGAACAAUGAUGUCCAUCAUCUGGAUAUAAAUUUGGACUUUGAUGGAGGAAAACUUUUUGCAACCUUGAGAUUGUACCGUGGAAACAGGGGCAUACUGGAGGUUGUCAUUUUUACGUCCUAUUCCAUUAAGAAUGAUACAGACUUUCAAAUUUUUGUUCUUGAAACUAAAAGGUCUUCUUUAUCCAGAAUUGAAUUAGAGAACUUAAAUAUGAGUGUUCCUUCAGAGCUAGGUUUAUGCUUGCCACCAAAGUCGACUAGUUCAUGGUUCUUGAAAUCUGAAAGAGUGCUUCUGAAAUUGCUGGAGGACCAUACAUCUGAGGCACUGCUUGACUUUGGUUCUUUAUCAGGCCUUGCAGAGAUAAGCUUUGAAAAAGAAGAGGGAUCUGGAAUUAAAUCUGUAACAAAGCUUGGAAUUUCUAUUGGUCCUUCUUUAGGAGAAAUUGUUGUGCCAUCACAAAUGGUGACUUUGGUUCCACGAUAUGUAAUUUGCAAUGAAUCUGAAGAAUGUUUCACUGUUCGCCAAUGCUAUUUGCAGGAUGAGGUGGCAGGUGCUAUCUCCAUUAGCAGCAAACAGCGAAUGCCGCUACAGCUGAAGGAAGGAUUUAAGAAGAUGAGAGAGUUCAGUGUAUUUGAGCAUUUUAUCAGAAAGCACAGAAGUUCCAGUGACAAUACCUUGUUUUAUGUUCAGAUUCAAUUAAAUGAGGCUGGAUUAGGAUGGUCUGGGCCAGUUUGCAUAGCCUCUCUAGGACAUUUUUUCCUGAAAUUCAGAAAACAAACUAAUGAAGUUACAAUAUCAGACAACAGAAUGACACAAUUCGCAGCAGUGCAUGUGGUGGAAGAAGGUUCUACACUUGUUUCAAGGUUCUACAAGCCCCCAAAUAUGAGCCUGCCUUAUCGAAUUGAGAAUUGUUUGCAAAGUCUAUCAAUAACUUACUAUCAAAAGGGUUUGUUGGAGCCAGAAGUUCUUGGACCUGCAUGCAGUGCUGAUUAUGUAUGGGAUGAUUUAACCCUUCCUCGAAGAUUGGUUAUCUGCAUCAAUGAUAGCCUUCAAUUACGAGAGAUUAAGUUGGAUAAGGUGCGAGCAUGGAAACCAUUUUUUAAACUUGGGCAGCAAAGGGUAUUAGCUCCCCGUUUGCUUUUAGACAGAAGAUCAAGAGAUCAGAUGAUGAGUUUCAGUCAUCAUAAUGGCCUGGAAAUGGAAAAAGUAGGGUAUGAAAUAUAUGCAGAGGGUCCAACAAGAGUUUUGCGAAUUUGUGAGAUCCAUAAUAGUUUCAAGAUGGAUACAGUUCUUGAUUGGUGUGCAAAAGUUCAAUUGAGAGUUUCUCAGUUUGCAAUUCACCUACUUGAGCAUGUAAAACAGGAGGAAGACAACAAUGAGCGCAAAGAUUUUACUCCAAUUGUAAUUGCAAAGCUUGGGAAUCUACACGUGAUUACUGUUUCUAAUAAUAAUCAAACAUAUAACCAAUUCAGUUUACAGUACAUGAAUUUGGAGCUUAAGUGGAAUGGAUCUCCUUUUGCAUCAAUGCUUCGCAGACAUCAACUAGAUUACAGUGACUCAAAUGAUAGUGUACUUAAGAUUGUUUUUGUUGUACUUACGUCAUGUUCCAACGUUAAGCAAUUUAGAUACUCAUCAAUUUUUCUUCAGCCGAUUGAUUUGAAUCUUGAUGAGGAGACAUUGAUGAAAGUUGCGUCAUUUUGGAGAACUUCUCUUAGUGACUCUGAGAGUCGACGAUUUUACUUUGACCAUUUUGAAAUCCAUCCAAUAAAGAUCAUUGCAAGCUUUAUCCCUGGGGAAUCACGUUCAAGUUACAACUCAACGCAGGAGGCUUUGAGAUCCUUAAUUCAUAGUGUGAUAAAGGUACCUCCCAUAAAAAACAUGGUAGUAGAAUUGAAUGGGGUCCUAAUUACCCAUGCUCUGAUAACAAUACGUGAAUUAUUUAUUAAAUGUGCACAACAUUAUUCAUGGUAUGCAAUGAGGGCCAUAUAUAUUGCUAAAGGAAGCACUUUACUUCCCCCAGAUUUUGUUUCUAUUUUUGAUGACUUGGCUUCAUCAUCCCUUGAUGUAUUCUUUGAUCCAUCUCGUGGAUUGGCAAAUCUUCCAGGACUCACCUUAGGUACUUUUAAAAUUAUAAGUAAGUGUAUCAAAGGUAAAGGUUUUUCAGGGACAAAACGGUACUUCGGUGAUUUAGGGAAAACUUUGAGAUCAGCAGGCUCCAAUAUUGCUUUUGCAGCUGUAGCUGAAAUAUCAGACUCUGUUCUGAAAGGUGCAGAGGCAAAUGGUUUCAAUGGAUUGAUGAGUGGCUUCCACCAAGGAAUUCUAAAAUUGGCUAUGGAACCAUCAGUUCUCGGAACUGCAUUGAUGGAAGGUGGUCCCGAUAGAAAAAUACUGCUUGAUCGAAGUCCAGGAGUUGACGAGUUAUACAUUGAAGGAUAUAUCCAAGCCAUGCUGGAUGCAGUUUAUAGACAAGAAUACCUGAGAGUCAGAGUUAUUGACAAUCAGGUUAUCCUGAAAAACCUACCUCCAAAUCAUUCCCUUAUCAAUGAGAUAACAAAUCGUGUUGAGGAGUUCCUUGUGAGCAAGGCAUUACUUAAAGGAGAUCCGUCAACCGUAUCCCGCCCUUUAAGCCGUCUUCGUGGAGAAAGUGAAUGGAGAAUAGGACCGACAGUCUUGACAUUGUGCGAACAUCUUUUCGUAAGCUUUGCAAUACGCAUACUGCGAAAGCGAACUAACAAGUUUAUAUUCAGCAUCAACUGGAGGAAGAAGUCCGAGGUUAGCAGUCACGCAGAUGUGCCAGCGAAUUCUAGUCAAAAGGGACAGAAAAUGAGUUUCAUUCGAAAAUGGGAUCGGCAAAUUUGUCUUGUCUGGCUUAUUGGCAUAUAUCGAUGGACGUCUAUGUCGUGGCAUUCCCAAUCCUGUAGCACGGAGAGUAGUUAGUGGUUUUCUAUUGAGUUUUAUUGAUCAAAAUGAUGAUGAGUAAAUUCUACUAUUGUCAAUAAGGAGAUGAACUCAUUUCAGAUAUGCUUGCUUUGAUCAGUUUAUUUUUUAAAAAACAAUUUAUUUUACAAAGGACUUUUUUUUUCUGAAAA
Vigna unguiculata (cowpea) is the source of this 9816-nucleotide messenger RNA. RefSeq names its product vacuolar protein sorting-associated protein, putative (DUF1162). Gene Ontology annotation, biological process: protein retention in Golgi apparatus; protein targeting to vacuole. Lineage: Eukaryota; Viridiplantae; Streptophyta; Magnoliopsida; Fabales; Fabaceae. The record is from RefSeq and is a predicted model, not a curated record.